AAUGCCAACUGUCUAGCAGAGAGUUCAACUAUCUCCAGAAAGGUCACGGACAAUUGAAAUAAACACAAAGUACCAUCACCAUGUCAUUUACCCAGGGAACAUGUGAGAGAAAUGGCGCUCUUACAAUGGUAAUGCCAGCAUUAACCAUCACAGGGAACACGGGGGAACAAAUCCGUGAACACAAGUUGGCAUGCUCUAUCAUCAACCUGCACGGUACUGAGGAUGCAGUCUUUGACGACGAAAAUCUCGACUUCCUCAAGGGGUUCACGCAAAACAGGUCAUUGGCAGAACGCAACAAUGUUCUCAGAGAGCAUGGCUGGCAUGACGAUACUGGGUCAGGAGCCAACAAGCAAGCGAUACUAAACGAUGGGAGUCUGUCAGGGCUCCUCAUUGCAAAGUAUGGUACAGAGGAGCCUGCAUUGGAUGAAAGGGACUGGGAAUUGCUGGACGAGUGGUUCGCCAAAGGUAUGCCAACGGGGGAGCAUGUUGAGCGGUAGAUACACCUUUUUGUUACGAAUGUCGGUUCUCUAUAGGGAUGAACCAUGUAUACAGGAGCUCGGUAUCAGGAAUUCAAUUCGAUCAUGAUCUCUAACAAGAA
Messenger RNA from Exophiala oligosperma, 598 nucleotides. RefSeq lists its product as uncharacterized. The transcript has a single exon. Lineage: Eukaryota; Fungi; Ascomycota; Eurotiomycetes; Chaetothyriales; Herpotrichiellaceae. The record is from RefSeq and is a predicted model, not a curated record. Bases 81 to 497 code for a protein of 138 amino acids.